This is a messenger RNA of Pyricularia grisea, 2738 nucleotides long. RefSeq lists its product as uncharacterized. The transcript is spliced from 2 exons. Gene Ontology annotation, biological process: phospholipid transport; establishment of mitochondrion localization; protein insertion into mitochondrial outer membrane. Gene Ontology annotation, cellular component: SAM complex; ERMES complex. Bases 132 to 1463 code for a protein of 443 amino acids. The record is from RefSeq and is a predicted model, not a curated record. NCBI's taxonomy places the organism in Eukaryota, Fungi, Ascomycota, Sordariomycetes, Magnaporthales, Pyriculariaceae.
AUCAAAUCAAAGCUCCUUCAUUGCGAGCGACAACUACCUUACGGCGAUGCGCCUUGCUUGCGCAAUUGCUCCCUAUUAGCUAGACUAGAUUACCCUUGGCAAACGACAUUCGAGCAGUUGCUGGCCCGACAAUGCGUCAGUUCGAGGACUAUGUGCUCGAGUCCUUUGACCACACCACUGGCUGGUACCAGGAUAACAGCUAUGAGGGCCUCAACCGGACCGCUGACCAGCUUAUGCAGUUCCGACUUCCCACGGGCCUAAAGCUUUCCUUCUCAUCCCUCGCGACACCUAACUUUUCGACAUCCUAUCACCUCGGCGCCGGUGGUCGAUUCGACGGUUCCAUAUGCUACCUGUUUUCUUCCGUACCGUUGAAGAACGUCAUCUCCAGCUCCGAGUCGAUACCGCUAGCGGUCUUGCUGCGUUCAUACAGACAGGUUCAGGACCUGCCGCCCGUCCAGCCUAGCCAUGACGCGAUACCGCCGGCUCCAUCACCGACUCCAGGGGAACGGUUUCAAGAAUUCGUAAAGCAGCCUUGGUUAGUGUUUGGUCGCAUGUUCUUGCCAGAGUCGAUGCUGGAGGCGCAAGUGGUAAAGCGCGCCUCGCCUAAUCUCCGAUUCCAAGUCAAAGGCGUAAGCCAGGCCGACCUGCCCAACGGCGGCACCAUACUUGGAAGUGUGCAAUACACAAAGCCGAGGUACGGCGUCGCCGGGCUGCUAUCCACAGACGGCGGCCUCCUUGGCUUCAGGGGUUUGUACAAUUUUGGCGGCGACACGAUCCCUACAACAUCAACCCCUAGGGCGGUUGGUAGUGACGACAGCGCCGGGACAAAUGGCUCCGAUGAACGUGAGCGCAUAUACGGACGUUUCAGUGCAGGCGGAGAGCUCUACUACGGCGUGCUUAACAAAUCGGCGGGGGCAUCCCUCGGUGUUCGGUUCGCAACCCUACCAGCACAUAGCGGCACGCCUCUGACAGCGACGUUUACUCUUGCGCCACUAAUGGGCAAUAUAAGCUCUAGCUUUGCAGUUAUGGCACGCCAGAGCUGCUCCCUAGCCACCAGGUUUGACUUUAACGUCUACAGUUACGAGAGCGACUGGACUAUUGGCAUGGAGCUUUGGGGAAAAGGGCGGAUGGCUGGGCUGAUUGACCGGCGCCUGGAAGAAGAAGAAGAAGCUCAGACCGUGGCUGUUGACACAAGGCCAGCUGAAAAAAAGAGGGGGAGGAGUUUCCAGGCCAAGAUGGAAUGGAGGCUGGAUGAAGACGACGAGAUCGAACCGCCCCCAAAGAAACCGGAAGAGGAGUUCUCUGGUGUACUCAAGGCACGAAUGGAUCAACACUCCAAAGUCGGGUUGCUCUGGGAGGGCCGUCUCAAGUCUCUCAUCUUUAGCUUGGGCACCAGCGUGAACCUCAGCAAGCCCGAGCAGUCAUUUCGCAGUUUAGGCCUGGCAAUACAGUACUCGUCGUGAAGCAACCCCGUCGUAUCAUUGGUGGAGGAAGAUAUGUGGAAUAAGGACUUGACGACCUACUCGAGGCGCCUGGCAAUUGCUUUGAGGUCAGGUGCAAGGGUGAGCGGUGUCAAAUGGUCUAAUACAUCCAUAAUUGAUGUAUUGCCGGACGGACAAAUCCGUUUUAUGAGAGGGAAGAGGCGAAAACAGUAAUGAUCGCUUAUGCUUCGGCAGGGCCGUCCUCAAUUCUGACAAGGCAGAGGAAAAUGACUCCUGUAAACAAUUCCUCGCAGAUGGUUGAACAUCGGAGCCGAGUCCCGAGGAAAAAAAGAAUAAACAAUCAACCUGGCGAUCUGUGGAACUAUAGACCACUACAGCUUGAUUUCACGGCCGGUUUGCCCAAUAAUGGCAAAAUCAUGUGUGGUCAAGCCCCGCAGCAAAAGAAAAGUUCAAAAGGAGUCUUGAAUAAAUGGUGCGAUGACUCGAGGAGAUGGUGACCGACACCUUGAUGGCCUUGUGGGUCAAAUUGCAUCAAAGAAAGGAAAAUUCAACACAAGGCCGAACAAAAUAGCGGCGAAGACCCAGAUGUUGAUGCACCUCGAUGCAAGGAUUCGAUAAAGCUUCGCACCCACAGACGUACGCGGUCCUUCUAGCCUCUCGCCACUAGGUGAACAAACGGUGCGCUCCAGUUCUAGGUAUGAGGGCCUUUUGUGGUCGCAAAUCCUCGUUGUCGCAACCGUGGGGUUGGUGAUUUAGACCCUACUUUGCGACUGCCCGCCUGGCGCGUAAUCAUGCGGGAAAAAAAGCACAGCAUCGCUUGCAUUGGGUCUAUUUCUAGUCUACCAUAGUAUGCGUUUAUUCCUUGAGUUGGGUUUUUGGACCAGUAUCCAGAUUCAGCUCCAGUUGCCCUAUCGUAAUAGCGUCGGCCCUGGUCCCAGUUUACAGCAACCACCAGGUCACCCGUCCCCACUCUUUGACACUAGCGUGGCCAUCAAGGUCCUCAAACCUCAUCCAAGUUAUCAUGGUCGCAAACGGCGGAACAACUGUCGUGUCUCGUCUGUUCGAAGAAGGCAGGAGAGGUGGUUCCGACAAAAACUCCCGAGCUGUUACUACUACUCCUAUCUAAAGUGGGCAUGUACAUGAGUGACUUGGUCACACCAGCCCCGCUCCAUUUGCGCAGUAGUCAAAGUACCUUCCUCUGAUCGGGAAUUGUCUCUUCGCCACAGCUUGUUUUAUAUUGUACUACAGCAGGCCCGUUGGUAUCUUGGAAAGGACUUGUCAUUCUUCAUAUCACAG